AUGGCCGCGGCACGCAGCAAAGUCCCACCCAUUGGGUCCGCUCAAUGGGUCCUUGAUGAGCGACAUCAAUCGAACGAUUUGGUAGCCCAAGAGUUGGAGGACUUUGGCUUCUCUGUUCGCAAUGAGCUAGAGUGGCUCAACGAGCACAUGGCCGACAUCUUCGCCUACGAUGGACAAAAUAACUUGGACGUGUACAAAACGCCUGGCAAACUACGUGGAAAGACGCCGCGCACAGCACGAAAGAAGAAUGCAGAGCCGCGUCAGCCUCUUGGCGACCUAUUCACAUCUAACGCACAGAAUCGGCCGAGCCCUGCCCAGCAAAGUCUCCAGAAGAACCUACACAAGAAUCUUGCCAAGGCAAGGUUUCAAAUCGCCGAGGACACUGAGAACACAGCCCCAGCACAUUCUCCCACCCGAUCGCCAGUGCCUCGCCCUCUCUUCGUGAAGCCCAUUGGCAAAGGCAAGGAGAAUCAAGACUCCGGCUACCAUGCAAACACGAGCGAAGACGAGAUGCAGGAGCACCGCCCGGCUCCUGCCCGCUGGAGCCCCGCUCCUUCUACGCAAGACACUGUCAUGUACACACAGGACACCACCCAGAUUUUCACACAAGAAGCAACGCAGUCAACACAGCCCACGCAAGCCAUGCUGUCGAUGCAGCGAUCGAUACAGCAGUCGGAAGAUGAGCGACGCGACACCGGCGAGUCAUUCGUGUCCGCCAAAGAGGCGUUCGCGAGCAAUAACGCUUCGAAAGAGAACUUGCACGAACAGUACCGUAGCGACGUGAUGGAAGUAGACGAUAAUAAGCAGGACAAGACAGAGUCUGAUACGGCCGACACCGUCAUCCGUCACAAUGUUAGCUCAAUCCACGACACUACAACCAUUCAUCACACUCUGAUGCGGUCCCCUCAGCAGCAGCCCAGAGUCAUCUCAGAACAGUACAGCACAUCGGCCGAUUUCCAAGAAGGCCUUGAUACGGCUACUCAUCGUGUGCAUGCGCCGCCCUCCAAAAAGGCUAUUGUUCCCUCUGAACAGUAUGGCGUCUCUGCUGAGACUGAUGCAGCUUUGGAUGUAGCCGCUCAUCAGGAUGACACCGUUGUUCACCACGACAUCGAGGAUCAGAUGGAUCUCGACGACGAGGACGUGCGCUCACCAUCGGAUGGCUCUAGCCCCGUCAAGCCUCUGGUCAGGAAGAGCAGUCUCACGUUCGCGUCUCUCCCUGCACGUGAGCCAUUACUUGCGAAGAAGAGCAUGGGCAAUCGCGUCUCUCGUACUAGCCACGUCGACCAAAGCAAAUCGCGUACAAGCCAGCUGGGCAGGUUCACUGGGGGCAAAAGCCUUGGAGGAUCGCAGCACGCUCCUGGAGUCGAGACGCGACAUGACGAUGCCCUGAAUAUUGAGGAUGAAAGGCCAGAAAUUAGGCGCGAAGAGUCUGAGACUACAAAGCUUCACAACAAAACUUCGACCCAACGUCUGGCCGACCGAAUCAACAUGCUCAAGCAGAAGAACGAGCCCGCUAAGCGCACCAGCCAACAUUUAGUCUCGUCACAGCCCUCGCAGCCCCUAAGUUUUGCCUCGUCCCAAGCUGCUCAGCCUUCCCAGCCCGCCCAACCGGUAUACCCUGUUCUUUCCCUAGGGGAACCAGAAAAGGAUGAUGACGAUGACUGGAUCUCCCCAAUUCGAAGUACAGCACCUUCUGCUAACCUCGCACGGCCGGUGCUAAGCAAGAGUUAUUCCGCAGAUACGCGUCCUCCAUUUGUAAAUGGGCCAAUCUUUCAGAAGCCGAUCUCUGUCUCCAAUCCGGAUAGGUCAACAGUUGUGGAGUCAACCACUCCGGCUGGCUCUCCGACUGGUAAGAAAUACAUGGACGGCCCUCUCAGCGCGUCAAAAGCUAAGUUCUAUUCAGCUCUUCGCGCGGCAAAGGAGAAGAUCAUUGGGUCCAGUGCAACCAGCGCUCAAGUCAAGCUUGAUGCACUCGUUGAGGGGCCAAUGCGUCCGAAGCUACAGCCUCAAAGUUCGUCUGAUGAUGUCUUCAGUCCAAAACGUAAUGAGAAAGCAGGAACAUCAAUCUUUUCUCACCUUCGUUCUCCCUCAAAGGAGUCGGUUAAGUCAACAAAGUCUACUAAGAUUUCUCAAAUGCCUGGUAGUCCUAUCAAGGAUGAUGGGUGCAGGACUCGGAGCUCUUCGGAGCGUGAGAGGCAGAAAGAGACUAAGGAGAGGGAGGCUAAGCAGAAGCAACGAACGGAGGAUAAGCUGAAGGAAAUGCGCGAAAGGGAGCAGUCGAAAGCUGCUGCACAUUACCAGAAGACCAAGGCGGCAGCAGCAGCAGCAGCAGCAGCAGCAACAACGAAAACUCCAAUUCCUAUGCCGCCACAGCCGAAUGUCAGGCCGGCUCCAGCUCCCUCAACGGCCAAGACCCCUGUUUCUAUCCAACAGCAACCAUUAUCUCGACCAGGUACUACUAGGAUCAACACUACCACCAGAAAUCCAGAGCCGGACUUCGGCGAUGAAAUGCCACCUCCGCCACCUCCAAAGAGUCUUCUUCCUACUGGAACAGGCCACAAGCUCCGUGAGCCUAAGAGACUCAUUAAAACUGCGAGCAAAGACCAGUUACUCAAAGCGAAACCUCAAGCCAUUAAAGUCAACCUCCACAGAUUUGGACAAGCUCCUCUUGUAACGUCGAAACCCGCCCCUCCUGCAGCUGCUGCGAAGCCUCCCCCAGCGCCGCCGAAGUCUGCCCCGGUCGCGGCUCCUAAACCUGCUCCGAGACCAGCGCCUCCAGCCGCAAAGUCUGCUCCUCGAAUAGGUCGACCACAACCAACGAAGGUUAUUGAGAAAUCGAAACCUGCACCAGCACAAUCUCGUGCAGAUCUCGGUGCUGCCAGGGCUGUAUCUCGAAUGCAAACUGUCCAAGAUGCAAACCGCAUCAACGUCCCUCCGGUUAACCCGGCCAAGCCAGCCAAGCGUCCUUUCCAGCCUGAGAACGACGAGCCUCUUCACCGACCUGCAAAACGGCCUUCGCAGCAGAUGAAGUCAAAGCCAGUUACUCCUGCACAUGCUCAAUUUGCACAAGGGAAGAUUCCCUUCGCUGAGCCUGCACAACCAACAAUUCAAUACCCUAAUGAUGAAGAAAUCAAACUACCAGAGAUCAUGACAGACUCUGAAGACGAGGAUUCUGAGAAUGAAUUCGAGGUGCCGAGCUGGGUCAAUACCCCGAAUCUACAGGAGAUGUUGAAGACGCAACAGCUCAUGGACCCCGAGCAGAUCUUUGGCCCGAUUGCUCCGUUGAAUAUGGAGCAGAUAUUUCCAAACAAGGACAGGCACAAGAAGUUCCGGGAGCGCACUAGCAGUGCGUAUUGGAGUAACGAUCAGGUUACGGAAGAGGAGAAGAGAAAGGAACGAGAGGCGAGAGAGCGCUUGGCGAGGGAAGGAGCUUGGUCUUAUCAUCCCUCUCCAGGCCCUUCGAACUUGCAUUGAGUGCGC
Messenger RNA from Lindgomyces ingoldianus, 3480 nucleotides. RefSeq lists its product as uncharacterized. The coding region runs from base 1 to 3474 and encodes 1157 amino acids. NCBI's taxonomy places the organism in Eukaryota, Fungi, Ascomycota, Dothideomycetes, Pleosporales, Lindgomycetaceae. The record is from RefSeq and is a predicted model, not a curated record. The transcript has 3 exons.